This is a messenger RNA of Aphanomyces astaci, 1518 nucleotides long. RefSeq lists its product as hypothetical. NCBI's taxonomy places the organism in Eukaryota, Oomycota, Saprolegniomycetes, Saprolegniales, Verrucalvaceae. Gene Ontology annotation, cellular component: chromosome; cytoplasm; nucleus. Gene Ontology annotation, biological process: double-strand break repair via homologous recombination. Gene Ontology annotation, molecular function: ATP binding; four-way junction helicase activity; 3'-5' DNA helicase activity. The record is from RefSeq and is a predicted model, not a curated record. Bases 16 to 1518 code for a protein of 500 amino acids. The transcript is spliced from 9 exons.
GACGUGUUUGUACUCAUGCCAACGGGAGCGGGAAAGAGUUUAUGUUACCAACUCCCGGCGUGCAUGGAUCCAGGGCUCACGAUUGUGAUAUCCCCCCUGUUAUCGCUAAUUGAAGACCAAGUGCAGCAUCUCAAGGCCCUCGGCAUUCCCGCCACCAUGCUCACGGGCGUAAUACCCCGCGACGAACAAAAUGCCAUCUAUUCCACCCUCUUGGCAUCGUCGAAACCUUCCAUCCAACUGCUGUACAUCACGCCUGAAAAGCUGUCAUCUUGUAAACUGUUGAAGCGGGCGAUGCUCCAACUGUCGCGAGAACACAAGCUGUCGCGUUUUGUCGUGGACGAGGCACAUUGCAUCUGUCAAUGGGGCCACGAUUUUCGAAAAGACUACAUGGAACUGGGCCAACUACGCCGUCGACAUCCAGGAGUCCCCAUCACGGCGUUGACGGCCACCGCCAGUGACAAGACAGUGCAAAGCAUUGCUACUUCGUUGGGUUUGGUGACUCCCCACCUUGAAAAGACCAGCUUCAAUCGGCCCAAUCUAUCGUACUCGUGUCGGCUGAAAACCACAACGUUCGCACAAGACUUGAAGGAGUUUGUCCUGUGUCGGCAAGACCAGUCGGGGAUUAUUUAUUGUUUGGCGAGAAACGAGUGUGAAAAGCUCGUGGAGGACCUCACGGGAAGAGACCCGUCGCAGCACUGGGUCGCGUUCUACCACUCGGAAUUGGACGCGGACGAGAAAUCGUACCGCCACCAAGCAUGGAGCAGCGGCAGAAUCAAGCUCAUCGUGGCCACGAUGGCAUUUGGCAUGGGGAUCAACAAGCCAGACGUGCGCUACGUCAUCCACCACAGCCUGCCGCAAUCCAUCACGCAUUUCUACCAAGAAUCUGGACGCGCGGGACGGGAUGGACUGCAUGCAGAAUGCGUCGUGUACUACUCGUACAAGGAUUACUCGCGUCGCAAGAAAAUGUUACCCAGUGGAACCGAGUCGCGGCAAGUACACUUUCAAAACCUCCGCCACGUCAUGGACCUGUGCGAGAACACAACACUGUGUCGUCGGCAAAUGCUACUCGAGCAUUUCGGGGAAGCAUGGACCGACGCCAUGUGCCAGCAAACGUGCGAUACGUGCCAAGGGCAGGCUGUCGACACCAUGGACAUCACAGACGACUGCCUUGCGCUGUGGGACAUAGUAAAACACUGCACCCAGUUGGGAGUCCAGCCCACAUUGAUUCAAGUGGCGCUGUUGUUCUUGGGCAAAAAGCUACCAGGAAAACAAAAGGCGAUGCUGUCGGCCAAGAUUGCCGGCUUUGGACAUGGCAAAGCCAAGAAAUACACGCGGGCGCAUGUCGAGGGGCUGCUGUACUUCAACGUAUAUCGCCAAUACAUCACUGAAAUGUCCAAAGUCAGUGGGAAAUACACGACCUAUUUCCUCCGCCUCGGCCAUGAACACAUGGCGUACGUUGACGAAACGCGCAUCCUUCUGCACACCACAAGCCCCAUCAUCGAGGACCACCGUGAGUAG